Molecule: messenger RNA, 3339 nt
Organism: Cokeromyces recurvatus
Lineage: Eukaryota; Fungi; Mucoromycota; Mucoromycetes; Mucorales; Mucoraceae
Exons: 1
Coding region: 277-3300 (1007 amino acids)
Molecular function (GO): protein binding
Source: RefSeq, a predicted model, not a curated record
AUUUUUAUUAUUAUUAUUUUUGUUUAGUUUUGUAUAUUUUGCCCCUCUUAUUAAUAUAAUUUCCAUUCAUUUGCAUUAUAAAUGAUACCUUCUACAAUUUCAGUAUGCUAUAAACAAAGCCAAGUAUGUCGAAAAUAUAUAUUUAUAUGUUUUUACCCCACUUUUUUUUUUGUGUGUGUUUGUUUUGAAAAAACUAAUGUAUUAUAGAGGUGUCAAUGCAAAUUCAAAAAAAUAAAUAUUCUUAAUUCAGCAUGGAAAAAAGAAUGUACACAGCAAAUGCAGCUUAAGCGAUAUUUUGUAAUGAAUAAAUCUUAUACAUACAGCAAUAGGCUAACAAAAAACGAUGUUAGUGAUCUCAACAAGCACUUUUAUCACUUAAAGUCUAAAUCUUGUGUUUUUAGAUCCUUGUCAUUUAAUUUAGAAUUAGGAACAGCUAGAGGAAUAUCAACUAGUUCAGUACUAUUUAACAGAGAUUAUGAAGCCGUUUUAUCUGCUGCGUUAGAUCAGUCCAAGAUUUCGACAGCGCAGUUAUUAUUUGACAAAAUUGUCAUUUUAAUACGAAAGGGUAGUCCAGAACUUGCUUGGGAAUGUUAUAUUGAUUUAAAGCAACGUAAAGCUCACCAAUUCAUCUUCAAUAAUCAAUACAGACAACUCAUCAAAUUAUUUACCCAUUCGAAGUCAAGCAAUGAGCAAUCACUAGAGUAUAUCUUAUCAUUAGUAGAAGAUAUGAAACAACUUGGGUAUCAAGUGGGACAAAGAGAAAAGCUUUUAAUGAUGCGUUUAUUGGGCCGUAAUGGAAAAAUUGAAGCAAUGGAAAGCGUUUUCCAAGACUUGAUUAAAGACCUGCGUUUGAUAAUACCAAAUUCGCCAAUGGCACAAAAACCAUUUAAUGUUGUGCUGGCAUCCUAUCAGCUUUAUGAAAAAGAUAUUGGGUCAGAGGUGGUUGCUAGAAAAUCUAUGGAUCUUUAUAAGAAAAUGUUAGACCUUAACAUGCAGCCUGGUCAAAAUAUAACAUUCAUAUUAAUGGAUAAUAUUCGAUCGGCAGGUUUUUCAGAUGACAUGGUUGAGGAAGUAUGGGAUUGGGUAUGGACUAAAAUUGGUAUGAAUGUAGGUGGCAAGACAAAAGUAUUAGACCCAAUACUUUAUAAAGAAAUGAUUAUAUAUUUCACAAGUGUAGGCCGACCAGAAUAUGCCCUAGAAAUUAAUGAUAUCAUGGUAAAAAAGAAGAUUCCACGUUCAUUGCGAAUGCUAACAGCAUUAAUACACAAAGUGGGAAGAGCUGGUAAUGUUGAACGAUCUAUGGAACUUUUUAAUGAAAUGGUGAACAUAGACAAAAUCACACCUAGCCUUGUUACCUAUAAUGCCUUAAUCGAUGUUUAUGCUCAUAAAAAACCAGACGCUAGUGUCAAAGAUGCACAUAAAGUGUAUGACAUGCUGAAUGAGGCAGGAUUGAAGCCUGAUAGUAUAACUUUUAGUAUUCUUAUCGAUAUGUAUGCAAAACAGGGAGAUCUUACUAAUGUAAGGAGACUGAUCGAUACAAUGGUGAAAACAUAUAAUUUUGAACCCAAUGAAUAUGUAUUGUCAUCAUUGAUUGAAUGCUUUAUUAAACUUCAUGAUCACGAGUCUGUUAUGGAAUUUCUACCAUUAUUGAAAAAGCAAGCAUUACGUCGAGCAGCAGUAGCAAGACAAGCAUAUAAUUUAAUCAUUAAAGGGCUUAUUCAAGAUGAUUAUAUUCUAGAAGCUGUUGAACUUUUAGACUAUAUGUCAAAAAAUAUGAUACAUCUUGAACCAAGGACAUUUACCCCUUUAUUGGCUUAUUACGCAAGGCAGGGUGAUGUUUUGAACACGCACAAAGUAGCCUCUAUGAUGUCUCAGGCAAACGUAAAACCCAAUUCACAUACAUAUUCUAUUUUAAUGGAGGCAUAUGCUAAAGCUGGAGAUAUUGAAGGCACUGAAAACAUUUUUAAGUUAUGCAAGACACAAUUUAGGCCUAAUACCUAUAUUUAUAAUGCCUUACUUUAUGUCUAUGCUAAACGGAACGAGAUGGAUAAAGUAUUAGAAACAUACAAGCAUAUGUCGAACGCAAACGUACCUGCUAAUGAAUUUACUUAUGGUAUCUUGAUGAAUUUUUAUUCAAGACGAAAAGAUGUGAAGGCAGUAGAAGCAUUAAUGAGUACAAUGUCAAAUAAUGUCACUCCUAAAACCGUCUCAUGGACUAUUUUGAUGCAAACUUACUUUGAGAAUGAUAGACCUGAAGAUGGAAGAGAUGCAUUAAAACGUAUGAUUGAUGCUGGUGUUGAACCAUCGAUUAUAUCUUGGGGUAUUUUAAUCAAGGGCUGUGUUGACGCAAAUGAAUUAGAGUAUGCCGAGUCAACCCUACAGGGAAUAAUUAAAAGAUCAAAAGUAGAAUAUAUAUUAGAUGAGCAUAAUUUGCUUCGAGACAAAUGUUUUGGUUCAACCCGGACUUAUAUAAAAACAAUUCCUGAUACUAUUGAAGAUAUUCUAAACAAAGCCCGAAAACCUAUCAAAAGGAAUACAGCCCUUUCAUCUUUCUUAUUUACACCUCUUAUGGAGGCUUACAUGAAUGAUGGAAGAUAUAGCAAGGCUAAAAAUCUGUUUAAUACUAUGAUUAAUUUAUCAGUACCUGUUUCUGUUCCAGCAUAUACAAUUCUAAUGAACUUAUUUAAACAUGAAAAUCGUUUUGAAGCCGUAGAAACAUUAUGGAAAUUACUCUAUAACCGAACACCUGAUAAGGAUUUCAUAGAAGGGCUUGACCCCCUUUUACCUAGGAUCCCUUUACCAAAACAAAACUAUGAUUAUUCGAAUUUGCUCUUUUUAGAUCACGAUGCUGAAAGUAUAGAAACGGCCAAACCUAUACCAAUACAAGCUACUCCUUUUGCAUUAUCCAUCUAUUUAGAUACACUUAUUGAACAAGACCGGUAUACCGACAUUGAAGAUCUUUGGAACCAACUUACACAAGACGAGUACUGCUUCGAUGAACAAAACUGGAAUAGAUAUAUUUACGCAUUGCUUUUAAAUGGUGAGCUUAAAAAAGCAUGCGAAACUGCAUAUAGACAAUUCCUUGAGGAUAAACCAAAAGGAAGUAAGGGAUCUGGUCAAGCCUUCAGUAUAGUUCGUAAAAGAGAUAAAAUUGAUAUAGCAAAUGAAUAUGGUCUUCAUCUCCGUACAUGUAUUACAUUUGCUGAGGUUUUCAAAAUCCGUGGAACAGAGCAUAUGAAUGAUCAUCAGCUAAAGUCAGUCGUGUUUAAGAAAAUUGAAAGAUAUAUACAAGACAAAUAAUAUCCAAAAAAAAAAAAGACUUUAGAAACAAUUAAAAAA